GGCAUGCGACGGGAACGAGGACAGCGAAGAACCAGAGGGCGAGAAAUCCUCUCGAUCAUCUUCGGAUUCUGCCUCGGGGCAACCGUUCUCUGGUGCUUUGGUUCACGGAGAUCUCGUUUCAUCGGGAAAUUAGGCCGCGAUCCGUCGGAGAGAAAUGCCGACAGCCGGAAUCGCGGAGGCUGAUUUGCUCCUUUGCCCGCUUCUUCUGGAACCUUUGUGAAUUUUGAGAGGUUUCGCGUUUUCGUUCCUGGAUUUUAUUCAUCAGGUUUUCCAUACGGGGUCUUGUUGCUCGACGUGGAGAAUUCGCUCGGAUUCAUCGGGAGCGACGGAGCAGUGGAACUUUUUCUGAAGUUUGCUUAAGCAUUGAAGUUGCAUGAAUUCGGUUGCUUGAUGGGAAGAGGGUCUCGUGAGGUAUUCGCUUCUACGUUGUUGUCUAUCGGAAGGGAUUAGGAAUAUAUGGGGAUCUUGUCAUUUGGAGGCGUUGGGGAAAUGAUGAGCAUGGAUUGUACGUAGAUGAAACUUCGAGCAGAUCUCUUCAGCUUUAACGGCUGGUGGUUGGUGUGGCAAGCGUGGAUUCCCGUUGAAUUGGCCUUGCACGUAAUGAAGGGUGUUACCUUGGUUAAUUGGUGGAUUUACGAGAAGGUGGUCGACGCGGAACGACGCGCUUCUUCCUCCUUCGAUUUGUUGAAUUUUGGAUUGUUUGGCUAUUCUCCUCUGGGGGCCGUUGUUUUUUCGGAGAGUUGAUGAUAUUGGAUUCUGUAAGUUUUGUGUGAAAAAUUGUUUAUUUCUUGGUGCCUUGGAGUUUCAAUAUGCAAGACCUUCGUGUUGUGGAUUGAUGUCAAGCUCAAGCUUUGCAGCAUGUUGGAAUAAUCGCGUUGUAGCCUUAGCAUUAUAAGGAUUAAUAUAGUUGCUUGUCGUUGUCAAGAAUUUCCAAAGGGUAUCCUCUGUGAACUUCCAGUUAUAUGGUGAUUGGCCGUCAAUAUUGGAGGUAAUUUGUUUGCAUGUGCUAUCGUGUAAGUUAAGUUUUCAAGGUGUGAAGUACCUGAUCAGGAAAAAAGUAGAUAAUACUUUUUUAGUUUUUUUCCUUUUUUUUGGGGACUUUGAAAAUUAAUCGUUGCUUCGACUCUUAGAUCUUUUCUCUUCCUCUCCAAUUCAACGGGUGUAUCUAGUGCACUAUUGGGAAAGGGAAAUAGACUCAUGUUUUGGCCAAUGAAUGGUUCAGAAUGAGCGGGACUGGAAAGGUUUCCUGUAGAUGGAAACGCCUGAUAAGAGGUUCUCCGAGUUGGUUGGUCUGGUGAAGUCAUGGAUCCCUCGGAGGACCGAGCCACCAAAUGUGUCAAGGGACUUUUGGAUGCCUGAUCAGAGCUGUAGGGUUUGUUAUGAAUGUGAUUCUCAGUUCACCAUAUUCAACCGGAGGCACCAUUGUCGCAGUUGUGGGCGAGUUUUCUGUGCUAAGUGCACUUCAAACUCCAUACCUGUAUCACCAGAUGAUCCAAAGAAUAGCCGAGAAGAAGGUGAAAGGAUUCGAGUCUGUAAUUAUUGUUUCGAGCAAUGGACAAAGGAAAUAGCAUCUGCUGAUAAUGGGAUCCUUCAGAUAUCCAGUCCAGGUCUUAGCCCUUCUCCAUCGAGUGCGAGUUUGGCAAGUAGCAAGUGUAGCGGUCACAGCAGUAGUACUGUCAAUUCAAUGCCUUACCGUAUGGGGCCUUACCAAUGUGUCACUCAUGGCACUGGACGUAGUCCUCGACAAUCUACAAGAACAGAAUUUGUUUCUGACAAACAAGAUUUGCUCUCCCUUGGAAGGAAUGGUGACGCUGUUCUUGAUAUAGGAGAGACAUCGCCAACUCAGUCUGAGUUCUUUAUCAACAGGAGAUACGAUGAUGACGAGGAUGACGAUGAGGAUGACAAUGACUAUUCUAAAUAUCAAAUGGGUUCUGAAAGGAAGCAUUUUCAGCAGUCGGAUGAGUAUUUUGGCCCAGUUCCUUUUGAUGACAUUGACCAUGGUUAUACAUCUCCAAAAGUGCUUUCUGCCGAUUAUAUCAAUGUUGAUUCCAGAGAACAGCAACAUUUUGGUGAGGAUGACAAAGUCAGCCAGAUAGACCAAGUUAUAAGCAUCAACAAUGAUGAUCCAAUGUCUAUGAACAUUCCAGAUGAGAACUCGUUGGAUUCUGCAAGACCGGGGCAACAUGCAGAUGAGGGGGAGGGGCAUGAUAAUGAGUGCGAUUCUGCACAAUCAAUAUAUGGAACAGAGAGCGUUGAUGCUGAACCUGUUGAUUUCGAGAACAAUUUUUUAUUGUGGUUUCCUCCUGAUCCAGAAGAUGAAGAGGAUGAAAGAGAAGCCAUCAUAUUUGAUGAUGAUGACGAUGAUGAUGCAUUAGCUGAGUGGGGAAACUUUCACUCUUCAAGCGGGCUGGGUAGUUCAGAGAACCGGACUAGAGAUCGUUCAAGUGAAGAGCACAGAAGGGCUAUGAAAAAUGUUGUAGAUGGCCAUUUUAGGGCAUUGGUGGCUCAACUUUUGCAAGUUGAUAAUCUUCCAAUUGAUGAAGAGGAUGAUAAAGGAGGUUGGUUGGACAUUAUUACAUCCUUGUCAUGGGAAGCUGCUAGCUUACUGAAGCCAGACACAAGUAAAGGAGGGGGAAUGGAUCCUGGUGGUUAUGUGAAAAUAAAGUGCCUUGCAAGUGGCCAUCGCAGUGAAAGCAUGGUGGUUAAAGGAAUUGUUUGCAAGAAAAACGUUGCGCACCGGCGCAUGACAUCAAAAAUACAAAAUCCUCGUAUUUUUCUCCUUGGUGGGGCACUAGAAUACCAGCGUGUAGCCAAUCUAUUGUCAAGCUUUGACACUUUAUUACAGCAGGAAAUGGAUCAUCUAAAGAUGGCAGUAGCUAAAAUAGAUUCCCAUCAGCCGGAUAUCCUCUUGGUAGAGAAGUCAGUCUCACGCUUUGCACAAGAUUAUUUGUUGGCAAAAGAUAUAUCACUAGUGCUUAAUGUCAAGAGGCCUCUGUUAGAGCGUAUCGCUCGUUGUACUGGUGCACAAAUCGUUCCCUCAAUUGACAAUUUGUCACAGCAAAAGCUGGGUACAUGUGAAUCAUUUCAUGUUGACAAGUUUGUUGAGGAACAUGGAAGUGCUGGACAGGCUGGAAAAAAAUUGCUGAAGACCCUUAUGUUCUUUGAAGGCUGCCCAAAACCAUUGGGAUGUACGGUUCUACUGAAGGGUGCUAAUGGCGAUGAGUUAAAAAAAGUAAAACGUGUAGUUCAGUAUGGGGUUUUCGCUGCUUAUCAUUUGGCUCUGGAGACCUCUUUUCUUGCAGAUGAGGGUGCUACUCUUCCUGAACUACCCCUGAAAUCUCCAAUUACUGUUGCGUUGCCUGAUAAACCAUCAAAUGCUGAUAGGUCCAUUUCCAUGGUACCUGGCUUCAUGGUUCCUGCUGCAAGCAAACCACCUCUAGUAAAUGAGAUCAGCUCCAUGAGAGGCCAAGCACCUGAACAUUUUCCUUUACAAGGUACCAAUUCCAGGAGCAGUUCUAUGGUUUCAGUAUCAUCCUCUUCAUAUAAUGCUGGUUAUUCUCCAUACACUGGAAGCGUUACCAUCAAUCCAUCAAGGUUGUCCAAUCUGAACCAGGUGCAAAAUGUUGAAGGUCCUUCCCACCCUCCUUUGUCUAUUAUUUCACUUCCAGUGGAGUUCUCCAAGUCUUAUGAUGAGUUUAAGCCCCAUUUUAUGUCUGAACAAGAGAAGAAUAAUUUGAACCAUGAAGGGUCUUUCAAGCCAGAAAGUCUUGCAGUGAAUGUUCAAGGUGUAGCUCCACUUGGAUCUCCAGUUUGCUCUUGUGACUUUAUGAAUGCUUUGGACCGGUGGCAUGCGACAGAAGGUGAAAUGGGUGGGCCAUAUGUUGCUGACAGGCAACUGCUUAGUCCCGGUCAAGUUCCAAGUUAUCAGGAGAAUAGUUUCCAUGACGAGCAUACUCCACUGAAGGAAGAGUUUCCACCUUCUCCAUCUGACCAUCAGAGCAUUUUGGUGUCUCUAUCUACUCGUUGUGUGUGGAAAGGAACUGUUUGUGAUCGUGCACAUCUGCUUCGCAUUAAAUAUUAUGGCAGUUUUGAUAAGCCGUUGGGUCGAUUUUUACGUGAUGACUUGUUUGACCAGGGUUACCGGUGCCAUUCUUGUGAAAUGCCAAGCGAAGCUCAUGUGCACUGUUAUACUCAUCGGCAAGGGAGUCUCACCAUAUCAGUCAAGAAGCUUCCUGAUUUUAUGCUACCUGGUGAGCGGGAAGGAAAGAUCUGGAUGUGGCAUCGAUGUCUAAAAUGCCCAAGGAAUGAGGGAUUUCCGCCUGCUACCAGAAGAGUGGUGAUGUCUGAUGCUGCUUGGGGUUUAUCCUUUGGGAAGUUUUUGGAGCUUAGCUUUUCGAAUCAUGCCGCUGCAAGCAGGGUGGCUAGCUGUGGCCAUUCUCUACAUCGUGACUGUCUUAGAUUCUAUGGAUUUGGAAGAAUGGUUGCUUGCUUCCGCUAUGCAUCAAUUGAUGUCCACUCCGUGUAUUUGCCACCUUCCAAACUUGACUUUGACUACCAGACACAGGAAUGGAUACAGCAAGAAGCAGAUCAGGUAGUAAGCAAGGCAGAGCUUUUCUUUGCUGAAGUUCUUAAUUCUCUUCGUCCGCUUUCUGAUAAGAUCUUAAAUAUUGGAUCACGUCAGAGUGGCAUAAAAGUCAUUGAAUUGAGACGAUGCUUAGGAAAGCUGGAGGAAUUGCUGCAAAAAGAAAAGGGUGAAUUUGAGGAUUCACUGCAAAAGGCACUGUCAAAGGAUUUGCAGAAAGGUCAGCCAGCAGCUGAUCUUCUUGAGAUCAAUCGACUGAGGAGGCAAUUACUUUUCCAUUCAUAUUUGUGGGACAAUCGGUUGCUUUUCUUGGACUCUUUACUCAAGAAGACAGCUGCUUUUUCUGUCAAUAAUUUCACUGAAGGUCUCAGUUGUUCAGCAACCACAACAAAGGAUAAACCCAAUUCUGCUGAUCAGAUGGUUGGAGUAAAUUCUGGACCAAAGCAAAAUGGAAUCCUCACAAGCACUGACUCCAUGGUACUGGAUGCUAAGGUUGAUGAGGUAUGUAAAGGCAACUUACAUGCUGUCAAUAGUGAUGGCGGCCUCACUGGACUUUCUACUUCCCUUGUGUCAAGUAUGCAAGGACAAGAAGGGGCUGAAACACAAAGCAAAGCUGGAGACCCUACCUCUGAGGUGGAUAUUAAAGACCAAAAUGAUCCUCAGGAAUGUACAACAUUUCGAAGAGUUCUUUCAGAGGGGCAUUUCCCAAUUGUGGCCAGUCUGUCAGAUACACUAGAUGCUGCAUGGACUGGUGAGAACCAGCUUUCAGUCUUACUGCCACAGGAACUUGGAGCUGUGGUAUCUGACCCCUUAUCAAUAGAUUCGUCCGGGAAGGCUGCCAAUUCAAGGGCUGAUAAGGUGGAAAUUUUGGCAGCUUCAGGAGAAAAGGUUGAAGAAGGUGCUACUGAUCUCGUCUUGGCCACAUCACCCAAAAACAUCAGUGAACAUGGUGAUGAUUUGGCAAGCUGGUCUGAGGCACCAUUUUCGAAUUUCUACCAGGCCUUCGGAAACAAUGCAAGUUUUGGUGCUUUAAAAGUUGAUAUGAUUGGAGAGUACAACCCAACAUAUCUUUCAUCCUUUCGGGAGUUGGAGCGACAAGGUGGUGCCAGACUACUUCUACCAGUUGGUGUCAAUGACACUGUUGUGCCAGUUUAUGAUGAUGAACCAACAAGUGCGGUUGCAUAUGCUCUUGUCUGUCCUGAUUAUCAUAGUCAGUUAUCUGAUGAGAGAGAGAAAAUUAGAGAAGGUGGCGAUUCUUUGUUUUCUUUGCCUUUUUCUGAUAGUGCCUCUUUCCAUCCUCUUCAAUCACUUGAUGAAGUCUCAAUUGAAUCCCUUAGAAGCUUUGGGUCUUCAGAGGAUGGCAUAUCAACAGGAUCUGGAAGCAAGAACUCUCUGUCUCUAGAUCCUGUUGUAUAUACCAAAGCAAUGCACGUGAAGGUUUCUUUUACUGAUGAAGGUCCUUUGGGAAAAGUGAAAUAUACUGUAACUUGUUAUUAUGCCAAACAGUUUGAUGCACUGAGGCAUAUUUGUUGUCCAACUGAGCUUGAUUUCAUAAGGUCUGUUAGUCGUUGUAAGAAAUGGGGUGCACAGGGUGGUAAGAGCAAUGUUUUUUUUGCAAAAACAUUGGAUGAUCGGUUUAUCAUCAAACAAGUCACUAAGACAGAGUUGGAUUCAUUUAUCAAGUUUGCUCCAGCAUAUUUCAAAUAUCUGUCAGAAGCAAUUGGCACUGGCAGUCCAACAUGUCUGGCAAAGAUCUUAGGGAUUUAUCAGGUUUCAGCGAAGCACUUGAAGGGUGGAAAGGACACAAAGAUGGACUUCAUGAUUAUGGAAAACCUUUUAUUCAGACGGAAAGUUACGAGGUUGUAUGACCUUAAAGGAGCUUCGAGGUCACGCUAUAAUUCUGAUUCAAGUGGAACGAAUAAGGUUCUUCUUGAUCAAAACUUGAUUGAAUCAAUGCCAACUUCUCCAAUUUUUGUUGGAAACAAGGCGAAGCGCCUGCUAGAGAGAGCAGUGUGGAACGAUACUUCUUUUCUUGCUUCAAUUGAUGUAAUGGAUUAUUCGUUGCUGGUGGGAGUAGACGAGGAGAAGCAUGAGCUGGUUGUUGGUAUCAUUGACUAUAUGAGGCAGUACACUUGGGAUAAACACUUGGAAUCAUGGGUAAAGACUUCAGCAAUCUUUGGAGGCACCAAGGACACGUUGCCAACAGUAAUAUCACCUAAACAAUACAAGAAACGUUUUAGGAAAGCCAUGUCUGCAUACUUCUUGAUGGUUCCAGACCAGUGGUCCCCACCUUCCAUCAUUCCUAGUGCAUCUCAAUCCAAUCUGGGUGAGGAAAAUUUGCAGAAUCUCUUGCCUGAUUGAUGCGCGGUGCCACCAUAUCUCCUCUGUAUAUGUAAAUUGUGAGUUGGUAAUGCCUCUACUUGUUCUUGGCUGUAAAAUAUUUUUCAAGUGUUAGGUGUGCUUGUAUUUGUAUCUAGAGCUUGAGUGAUUCAUUAAAGAUGCAGAAGAAGGCCCUUUGCCAUGAAAUUUUCCUCCUAGAUGACCACUUUGGGAGGUUGGCCCAUUAUGAUUGUACAAAUAUUGUUGUCAUCUAUUUAUAGUAUAUUAGAAAAUAUGCUCAUUUUGGCA
Messenger RNA from Nymphaea colorata (pocket water lily), 7210 nucleotides. Its product is annotated as 1-phosphatidylinositol-3-phosphate 5-kinase FAB1B. Gene Ontology annotation, biological process: phosphatidylinositol phosphate biosynthetic process. The transcript has 12 exons. Gene Ontology annotation, cellular component: endosome membrane. The coding region runs from base 1253 to 6943 and encodes 1896 amino acids. Gene Ontology annotation, molecular function: 1-phosphatidylinositol-3-phosphate 5-kinase activity; metal ion binding; ATP binding. NCBI's taxonomy places the organism in Eukaryota, Viridiplantae, Streptophyta, Magnoliopsida, Nymphaeales, Nymphaeaceae. The record is from RefSeq and is a predicted model, not a curated record.